AGCAGAUGGUUAACAGCUGAGUUUUCCUUGCGUGACGUUUCGUGCUCGAUUAUGUAAAAUUUUGUAUAAUAACGGAAAACAUCGAGUUGAAGAAUGGAAGACGAGAUUGACAUUUACGCAGAUUUGCCUAGUUUUAACUUAGGUGAUAACGAAAACCCCACAGAAGCGAAUAAGGAGAUUUCAGAGAAAUGCGCUACACUAGAAAAGCAAGUUGCCGAUUUAACUCAGAGUCUAGAGUCUCUUCGAAAAGUAAACAAAACUUUGGAGGUUAACAUCUCAUCGUUACUUCAGACAGCGAGAGCAGAGAUCGCCAGAAAGGAUAGAAUGAUUUCUGAAAUCAGACAGGAGUUGGACUAUAUACGGUUUCGACGAGGCGAAUAUAGCAGACCUACGAUACAGGAUCACCAGAGUCUUUCGAGAAGACGAAAAAGAGAAAAAAGUUCUGAAGAAGAAAAAUAUGUCCAAGUCCAAGAAGUAACGGAAACAAUUGACCCGACCAAUGUGGCUGAAGUUACAAGUAUUGAUCUUCCAUCAAAUGGCAACGAUGACAGUGGCGACAGUUUCAAUAAGACACAGCAAAUUGAUGGCAUUAGCACGGUAUUUGGUAGGCGACUACACAAGAAAAUUUUGGAAUCCCAACAGGAAGAACGAAAACGUAAAGUUCAGUCAACAUCGAAAGGAGAAGAAAAUCAGUAUAAAAAUUUUAACAGUGACGACCAGACCAGCCAGAAAAAAUCACAAUCCAAACCAGACAGCCUUAAACUAUAUUCUAAAACUGAUAAAUUAAUAGCUCCUUUACCGAAUAAGGGAACAAUCUCCGAUUCAACUAAUAAUUCUGGUGUUGACAAUCAUCGUGACAGAAAACGUUGCUUAGAAGGUCAGUUUGAUGGAAAUAAUCAAAAAAGAUUGAAAACUAGCGAGACUAGGAGCAACUAUGGCGACAGCAGUCGUCAUGGUCAUAGAAUAGUUCGUUCUGCACCAAAAAAUCAGGUGAAAAACAAAACCGAUGACAGACGAUUGGAAGAAACUAAUACAGCAAAGGAUCCUCUUAAUCAGUAUCGCGUUGUAGACGAGUAUUCUGCACCUGUCGAGGAUGGCUCAGUUAGUGAUGAUGAAAGUGUAGAUAGACACAAUAGAGUUGCAAUAAGAUUAAUGCUCUUGUCAGAAGGCAUCGAUCCUGACCUAGAAGAGAACCAUUGCACUGAAAGUGAUGCAAAUAAAAUGAAUGAAAAGAAAAAUGAGGCGACUAGUCGAAGUAGGUCUAAAAGCAAAGACUGUGAUAGACGUAAUUCAAAAACAAGGCGCCAUAAUUAUAUAUCUCGGAGUAGAUCGCCAGAUGAGUAUUACAAAGGUAGAAGACAGAGUAGGCACCGAGAUCAAAGGCAGAAAAGGAACAGCAGAGACAGGUUUGAGAGACGAAAUGAAGUGAAGAACAAGGAUGGUGAUAAUCUCAGCGAAUUCAGCAGAGAAAUUCAUGAUUUAAGGGAAACAAUUGAGCAUCGGAUCGAUGAGCGAUCUGGUGAUCGUGGUGAUAGGGGUAGAAGCUUCAAUAAAAAUAAGCGAAACGAUGAAAGAGUGUAUAAAAAUUGCAGAUCUAGAACUCCGAACAGUAGCAGAAGCUGUAGUAAAGAGAGAACGGUACAUCAAUUCCGAGGUGAUAGGCAUUCCAGAAGAUCAAGGUCGCGAGAAAGGUAUAAAAGUCGACACAGAAAGGAACGAUACCCCAACGUUGACAACCUUUCUAAUAAAACUUCUAGUGUCAAGUCUAAACUGUCAAUAACAGAAAGAUCAGAAAGCAUUGAAGUUGAGACCUCGAAGAGGCAAAGUAAUCCAGAAACAAAAAGUUUAGUCUCAUUGGAGGAAGGCGAAAUUGUUGACAGUGUAGAAUGUAGUCCUGUAAAGCUGACUAAUCCAACUCGCAUUUCUACCGAAAAUAUUAAACCUUCCAAGCUCUGUUUAUCAGACUCAAAUGAACUAGAAUCAAAAAUAUUUGAUGUAAAAUCUCCACUACCCUUGAAGGAAAUUGGAAAUACUCAAAACAAUCAUAAGCGAUCGCUGGUCGAAAAUCUAGAAUUAUCUUUUCCAGAGUCGACUCCGCCUGUAGUGACGAAGGACUCUUUGAAUUUAUCCAAAGAUGAGAGAAUUGAAAAUAUUGCAGAAUUCAUUGCUAAUUUUAGUCCAAAUCGGAUUUGCGAUUUGUCAGACAAUAGAACAGGGGAGAGUUCUUCUGAUGGUAAAAUUAUAGAAAUUAACCCUUGUGUGGAAAAAAAAUGUCUCAUAGAGGAAGCCCAGAAUGGUUUGCAUACAGUCCUCCAGUCUUCGUUAAAAGACGGUUCUCCGGUGUUACCGCCAACAGAAGCAGGCGCUGUUAUAGCUGAUGGUAGAAAUAAAGUCAGUGAUAAUAACGGUGGCAAUGAUUGGUGUUUAAUCGCGAUCGACAGUCCGGUGAAGAAUUUUGAAGAAAAUAGAAAAACUCGUAUGAUGGCUGUGAACCUACUGACAACGGUAAAUUUGGAACUGCCAAAUGGUGUCUCGUGUGAUCCAUCGUUGCCAAAAAAUUCUCCAAACACAUCCGAAACUUCUCGUACUGAGGAAUUACAGGAAAAGAUUGUUUCACAAGUUGCAGAGGUCAUUCCUCAAGAGACGGCUACAUCUGCGAUUCGUACAUCCAACAAUAGUAGUCCAAAAUCUAAACCAGCAGGACCAACGACGUUGAGGUCCACUUAUUACAAAUGUGAAAAAAGAGAAAUUAUAUUAUCGGAUACAAAUUCUGAACAUAGUAGACAAACUACGUCGCCUCAGUCAUUGAACCUGAUUGCCGGAUGUCUGGACGAACAUGAAGCAACUCAGCAGAGUGCAAAUGUUGAUACGAGUAAAACUAUAGAUUCCGAACAUAUGAGCGAAUGCAAAACAUCUCAGAGUCUCAUUCCAAUGCAAAUUGACGAGGGUAGUACAAGUGGAGAGAAUCAAGGUUUGAAAGACCUCUGUGGUGAUGAAGAUAAAGUCAAAAACGUUGACAACGAUAAGCCAAUUGAGACAGAUACUACACCAGCCAUGACUAGCCUCAAAAAAGUCAUACCUCCAAGCGUUGAUCAAAUUGUUAAUGAUACCAACAAGAAGAGUGAAAAAUCUAAGGCCAGCAAUAACAGUAAGUCGUGCAAAGAAACAGCUACGAAAAACAAUGGCAAUGUGAAGCCUGAACGUCGAAACAGCGCAGCUAAGGAAUCUAAAAGCAAACAGACAAUAUCCUGCAAAGCAGACGUACCUAAAAGUAUUAGCUCGAAAAAUAAAUCGGGAAAUAAAGUGGCCAAAACUGAUGAAAUUGAGAAAUCAAAUUGUAAGGAAGGUCAAGAAAAUGGUAGUGAACCAGCAAAGCUUGUGCCAAAGUCAAAAAUUGAGGGAACUAAUGCUAAGGUGAAGAAAGAACCCCCAAAAUUAAUCAUUUAUACCAGACGAAGAAGACCAGUUCAUCUGGAAGAUUGUUCAAUGUCGUUAAGUAUUCUUGGAAACUCAGACUUAGUGGCUGAUACAACGAGCAAAGUCCGAAAAAGUAUAACUAACGAAGUAGAACAUUCAGCUCCUUCAGACACGAAUAAGGUGGUAUUAAGCGAGACAAAGGCGGAUGAUGAAUCGGCGAUUGAUCGAAAAUCCGAAUUAAAUAGUGACAAGUGUAACGAAACUUUAGAGACUAAAGAAGAUCGUGAAGCUUCAUUUGACUGACAGUGUCUUACAAGAUGUUGGGGAAUAGAUGCAACCCCUUCUGAUUGAUGUAUUGUUUACGUUCAUCAUUUAUUUUGUGGAGUUAUCGUAAACGGUUAAACAAAUUACAUUUUCGCAAUCGUACUGUUAGAAAUGUUGUUUGUAUUUUGGUUGGACACCAGUUUAGCGAUAAUGUUGAUUACGGUUUUUCUAAAUGGUUUUAUUCAGGAAGCAUGACGUCAGAAAAUAUACCUUUCGUUUCAAACAAACUUGUAAUUCGUAACCUUUGAUAAUAAAAGGUUGUUGUAUACUGUUUUGUACAUACUUAUUGUAAAUAACGCGUUCUUCGCUAGUUUUAUAUUGUACUAGUGUAAAUUG
This is a messenger RNA of Diprion similis, 4077 nucleotides long. RefSeq names its product muscle M-line assembly protein unc-89-like (gene FLASH). Lineage: Eukaryota; Metazoa; Arthropoda; Insecta; Hymenoptera; Diprionidae. The record is from RefSeq and is a predicted model, not a curated record. The coding region runs from base 94 to 3720 and encodes 1208 amino acids. The transcript has 3 exons.